GUAUGAUGGAAAAGUUUACGAAACCAUGAUUGACUGGGCAUCAAAAGAACCAUUGAAUGCUAUUACAUUUGAUAGUAAUCCUUAUAGCGAGGAUUUGUUUAAGAAUAAUGUUAAGGCUAAAAUUUGA
Molecule: messenger RNA, 127 nt
Organism: Racocetra fulgida
Lineage: Eukaryota; Fungi; Glomeromycota; Glomeromycetes; Diversisporales; Gigasporaceae
Source: the annotation of a GenBank genome assembly